GACUGGUCACUUCAUUCAGAUCCGAGGCUCAGGACAAUGAUAAUAUCGAUCGUCGUCGGCCUGACGGCGCUGUCCGUCGUCACUUCGUCUGGGCUGUCCGCCAAGGACAAGCGAGGGCUGUUUGACCUGGGCUAUGGUUAUGGCAUCAGUGGCUUCGGCGAGUUCGGUGCCCUGGCAACCGGAGGUUUCAGUCACGGCUUGCUGCCAGCCGGUGUGCCGUACGGCUAUGGGCAAGGUUUGGGGCUGCUGUUGGAGCCGCUCGCGCACACCAAGCACAUCGCCUACCCUGUCAAGGUCCCGGUGGAGAAGGUCGUUCACGUUCCUGUUGAGAAACCUGUACCUUAUCCUGUCAGUGUCCCAGUUGACAGGCCCGUCCCUGUGGCUGUGCCUGUCGAAAAGCCCGUACCUUACCCUGUCGUUAAAAAUGUGCCAGUCCCGGUCAAGGUCCCUGUGGAUAGACCAUAUCCUGUUGUUGUCCAUGUAGAGAAGCCCGUCGCAGUCCCACACGAAGUCAGAGUUCCAGUCCCGCAACCGUACCCAGUUGUUGUUCGUAAACCAUACCCAGUUGUUGUCGAGAAGACUGUGCAAGUCCCGCAACCUUAUCCGGUCCACGUGAAGGUCCCAGUACCGCAGCCAUACCCCGUUCACGUCAAGGUUCCAGUCGCUGUCCCUGUUGACCGCCCAUACCCGGUUGAAGUAAAGGUCCCAGUUGACCGCCCCUACCCAGUCCACGUACCCAAACCGUACCCGGUGACAGUAGAGAAACCUGUCCCUUACCCGGUAGCUAAGCCUGUCCCUUACCCCGUUAAUGUCCCCGUGGACCGUCCCUAUCCUGUCCCUGUGCCCAAACCAUAUCCCGUGACCGUUUACAAGGAAGUCCCCGUCGCAGUUCCAAGACCAGUUCCAUAUCCUGUAGAGAAACCAGUAGCAGUUCCGGUGAAGGUGCCAGUUGACAGACCCUACCCUGUAGCAGUGCCAAAGCCAUACCCAGUAGCAGUAGACAGACCUGUCCCUUAUGAAGUUGAGAGACCAGUACCAUACCCUGUCAAAAUCCCUGUUGAGAGACCGAUCCCUGUCCCUGUUGAAAAACCAGUCCCAUACCCUGUCAAAAUCCCUGUUGAGAGACCCGUCCCUAUCGCUAUCGAGAGACCAGUCCCAUACCCUGUCAAAAUCGCUGUUGAGAGACCCGUCCCUUACGCAAUCGAAAAGUUACCGAUUGCCUACCCAGUGAAGGGCGGAUAUGGCGAAUAUUACUGAUCGGACUGUACGCUUCUUCAGGUUAACGUAUGAAAUAAGAAACUGUCCCUACAGUUUAAUAUUUGACUGAUUCUCUGUACCUUCAGCAACAUGUAACGCGGUGUGAUCUAUUCUAUUUUAUGUGAAUAUGGCUUUACCGUGAUAGUAAGACAGUCAUGACUGAGACUGAAAGAGGCAGAGUAAAUCAGUGUCAGGAUACAAAAUCGGACGUUCAGGUCACUUCCUGUGUAGUCGAAGCACAGAAACAACGACAUAUGUAACACUACUUGUUUCUCAUUGUAAAACAUUUCUUGUGGACGUUGCGUUUCUUUUGUUGUUUUUAGAUGACUCAAGAGAUUAGCAAUUCCUCAUACAAAUCAUCUCGCUGUUAUUCCUCGCCGCAACACAUCCUCGAGUGUAAUAUUCUGCGACUUGUAGCGUCCAUGAAGGAUUUUGCGUAACAAUGAAGUCUUUUGUAAGUGUGAUUGAAACUUGGUGUGUUUCAUUCUGUACAAACUAACAUUUUUAUAUAAGCUUUAAGUACAGUGGAAGUUGU
This is a messenger RNA of Cryptotermes secundus, 1792 nucleotides long. RefSeq names its product proline-rich protein 4. Bases 37 to 1257 code for a protein of 406 amino acids. The record is from RefSeq and is a predicted model, not a curated record. Lineage: Eukaryota; Metazoa; Arthropoda; Insecta; Blattodea; Kalotermitidae. The transcript has 2 exons.